Messenger RNA from Saccostrea cuccullata (small rock oyster), 1200 nucleotides. RefSeq lists its product as uncharacterized. Bases 9 to 410 code for a protein of 133 amino acids. Gene Ontology annotation, biological process: negative regulation of gene expression; protein poly-ADP-ribosylation. Gene Ontology annotation, cellular component: cytoplasm; nucleus. Gene Ontology annotation, molecular function: transcription corepressor activity; NAD+ poly-ADP-ribosyltransferase activity; NAD+-protein mono-ADP-ribosyltransferase activity. The record is from RefSeq and is a predicted model, not a curated record. The transcript has 3 exons. NCBI's taxonomy places the organism in Eukaryota, Metazoa, Mollusca, Bivalvia, Ostreida, Ostreidae.
ACGUUAGAAUGGCUGGAUACAGAGGUCGCAGUUUAUUAGAUGAUUCUGAUUCUUUAUCUCCGGAAUCGUCGGAAACCUCAGAAUCUGACGAAGAGGAAUCAACUGAGGAUUCUGACGAAUUAGAAGGGGCCACCUAUUUACCCAAACAAAGUUCCCCAGGAUCAAGUUUUCAAGUCAAAUCGGGUUUCCAGAUUGGUAAUAUUAACGUCAAUAUUGUUGGUGGAGAUAUUACCAGACAAAAGGUUGACGUCAUAGUUCACAGUGCAAAUCCUAGUCUUGAUCUGAGACAGGGGAGAGCAUCCAGUUCCCUCCUCUCUGCGGCUGGGAGGGGAAUUCAGAGAGAAUGCAAUCAGAAAUAUCCAAAGAAGUUAUCCCCAGGGAAUGUUUCUGGUGAGAAUGUGUCUUGGUGAUAUUUAUCUGACUGAUACUGAAGAAAAAUAUCCGAGACAACCUUGUAAAACGUGUAAGAAAUCUGUAUGUACUGUUCAUCAAAAACUUCAUGACAGUGUAGUUGCCUAUGGUGGAGAUUUUGCAGACCGCGAGUUUGUUGUUUAUGACAGAAAUCAGUCCUACCCUGAAUAUCUUAUUUGGUACAGAGCUUAGAAGGCAACAGACAGACAUUUCCGGUCAAAAAGAAGACUAGUUUACUAGCUGCCUUCAGGAUUUUUUUUUAUAAUAUUAACGAGGCUAGGGUGUGGCAGCCAUUUUCAGACUAUUUUUAUCUCCUUUAAAAGAAGAGCUCCAUAUAAAGAUAUAAAAAAUGAUCAAAUUUUAAAACUAAAAUAUGUGAAUUUUUUCUUUGCCAAAUGGUAGUUGACAGCUUAAGAUACCGUAUGUAAAAAAAUAAGUUAAAUCUGGUGGUUAAUUUAUGAUUAAUUUGUUGACCCCCAGCCUCCUUAACCUGUUAUAUCAAACCCAUAUCAUUGUCUUUUACUUUAAAUAUCUUUAAUUUCAACCACAUAAAUUAUAUUAAUAUAUGAUAUUAACACCUCUCUCUCUCUCUCUCUCUCUCUCUCUCUCUCUCUCUCUCUCUCUCUCUCUCAAAGAGACUCGUGCAAAGACAGUACAUUAAUUUCGAGGAAUUAAAUAAAACUAAUCAAAAUGUCCAUGAAUCAGAAACGAUAAUCACAUGUUUGUCAAUUCUCCUUAGUUCAACGUGUGUUGAAUAAUCUACGUAUGUAUUACAAAUGUACUCAUUUC